Molecule: messenger RNA, 252 nt
Organism: Fusarium venenatum
Lineage: Eukaryota; Fungi; Ascomycota; Sordariomycetes; Hypocreales; Nectriaceae
Source: RefSeq, a predicted model, not a curated record
AUGGCGGAUCUACGGAUGAUUGCUAAGCGGGUAGAGGAUGAAGUUGACGGGAGCACAGAACAGAACACAGCAGAACAAGGGUGGUAUUACUUGCAGCGGCAAGCUGCAUUAAACAUGGCUGCUCCUUUGGCUGACCUCGUGCCACUUGAUGCAACACAGACAGGAAACAGGCAAAAUCUGAAGGGGAGGAAGAUGCUCGGGGUGAGCGUGAACCUGAGGUAUGGUAACCUCCUGAUUGAUAUUGAUCAAUAA